Messenger RNA from Daphnia pulex (common water flea), 3426 nucleotides. Its product is annotated as adenine DNA glycosylase-like. NCBI's taxonomy places the organism in Eukaryota, Metazoa, Arthropoda, Branchiopoda, Diplostraca, Daphniidae. The record is from RefSeq and is a predicted model, not a curated record. Gene Ontology annotation, molecular function: adenine/guanine mispair binding; 4 iron, 4 sulfur cluster binding; purine-specific mismatch base pair DNA N-glycosylase activity. Gene Ontology annotation, cellular component: nucleus. The transcript is spliced from 9 exons. The coding region runs from base 105 to 1565 and encodes 486 amino acids. Gene Ontology annotation, biological process: base-excision repair; mismatch repair.
UCUACAUGUCAGUCAAGUUCAAAAUCAAAACAUUGAAGUCGUGAGAACUAAGAAAUAUACUGAAGAAAAAGUUGGAACAUAAAGUUUAGAAAAUAGAUUCUUAAAUGAAACGACUUCGUUCUCAAGUAAAAUCCUGUCUUAAAACUGAAACCGUGGAAAUAGAAAAUUCCGAAACUUUAAGAAAUCACCAUCAUGCUUUAUUAGAGGAAGAAAUAAGAAACCUGAGAGAAAAACUAAUCAACUGGUACGAUAUUAACAAGCGAGAUCUUCAAUGGAGAGAUUUAGCUAAGCAUAUAGAUCCUAACAUCAGAGGCUAUUCAGUGUUGGUCUCGGAAAUCAUGCUUCAGCAAACCCAAGUAGCCACAGUCAAGUCUUACUACUCAAAGUGGAUUGAAAAGUGGCCAGAUCUUACAGCUUUAUCUAAAGCAACUUUGGAAGAAGUGAAUACUCUAUGGUCAGGGUUGGGUUACUAUUCCAGAGGAAAGCGUCUUCAUGAAGCAGCAUGCAAAGUUGUUCACGAGAUGGAUGGUACAAUGCCUCAGAAAGCUGAACAGUUGCAAAAACAGUUACCGGGUGUUGGACCAUACACAGCUGCUGCAAUUGGGUCUAUAGCUUUCAACGAACGUGUGGGCUUAGUUGAUGGAAAUGUUAUAAGGGUGAUUACUAGGUUGUGUUCAAUUGGUGCAGACACCAGUAAAAAGAGUGUGGUUGAUGUCAUAUGGAAGUUGUCUAAUGAAAUGGUGGAUCCGGAAAGACCUGGAGAUUUCAACCAAGGCAUGAUGGAGUUGGGGGCGACCGUAUGCACUCCAAAGUCUCCUCUUUGUCAGUCUUGCCCUAUUAGUUUAAUGUGCCGUGCCUACAAGAGAUCAAACCAAAAAGAAGCAGCAGGUCCCACAGACAUCGAAGAUGUUCCUGAUUGCUUAUUGUGUCUGCCGAUCGACCAGCCUUGGAUUGUGAAGGAUGGGGUGACCAAUUAUCCUCGGAAAGCCAAGAAAACAGCAGCCAAAAUCGCCCGAAAUAUCGUCUUGAUUGUUGAGCGCCCAACAAAUGAAUCAGAUAGUAAUGAGUAUUUACUGUGGCAAAGACCAGUCAACGGUUUACUCGCCAACCUGUGGGAGUUUCCCAGUUUUCCCUCCCAUCAGUGGAGCGAUGACUUGGACGAGAGCAGCGAACUGACUGCAGCGCUGGACCAAUCGAAAGGACUGCUGACCGGGCGGACCAUCGAACGCUGCCAGUACGUGGCAGAUGUUUUCCAUCAAUUUUCUCACAUAUCCCAAACGUACGGUCUCUACCGUGUUGCGGUCAGAGCGUGUGAAAACGCCAAAGACAAUGUCGUAUCCUUGCCUGACCACUACCAAGGCUUCAGGUGGCUGAACGCCCGUCAGAUUGCCGGAGCAGCCAUCUCCACCGCUAUGAAAAAAGUCUUCCGCGCCUUCACCCAGAACGUGGACGGUAGUGGCAGCAGCUCGUCGUUGAAGCGGAAAACGAAAUCAAAGGAGACCGGAACCGUCUCCAAGAAACAGAUGACGUUGCAGUCGUACUUCAAGAACAGUCAGACCGAAUAGAAAAUGACGUUGGAAAAGAACAAUUCAAGUGAAGGCGUAAAAUGUGUAUUAAGAAUAAAGGGAGUUGGGAGUUGGGCGAGGAGCGGAGAAUACAAUUUGAAUUAAUUGCUCGUGAUGAUCUCCUCACGAAAGAUUACAACACUGCAACACAUAUCACAAUAGCAAGUGGUGGUAGUAACCAAAAGAAUCGCGAUUCACACAACUAAAAAUGUUUGUUGUUUUUUUCUAAUUUUUUUGUUUUGUCUAUUAUUUGAUUUUUUUUUAUUCCACGGCGCGUACAUAUUCAUCAUGCACAGGGUGUGCUGUUUCGUUCUUUAAUCGUCCGAGAUCACGCAGAUAUACAAAGAUUUGUUCCUUUUUUUUUUAUUCUAUUUUCAUUUCAUUUUUUUUUUUCACCAUUAGAGAGAUAGGGGAGGAUGAAUUGGGAUAAGAUCAAAGUUUAAAAAAAAAAAAAAGGAAAGGCAAAAAUAAGGAGGUCGGCAAGACUCACGAGCGAAUCUCCGGUAUCGUCCCACCCAUUGCCAUUGAUGAAUGAGGAAAAUUCACGAUCGGAUUGUUUCUGACGAAGUCGACAAGGCGUGAAUCGAACCGGUGAUGAAGGAGGUAGAAGAAGAAGAGAAGGACAGAUGAUGAAUUGGUCUAGGAAUUUUGCGAGUGAGCGAUGACUUACAAAAUAACGAAAAAAAAACAAAAUGAAAAGAUGUAACGCAGAGAGUGAGGAGCAUUCAUUCCGGUUCUCCUGAGCCGAUUGGAGCGAGCCGCAAAGGAAAGGAAUUUUUGAGAAGAAGAAGGCCCUGGAAUCAUCACCCAUCAAAAAGAUUUCAAGCAGUAUACUGGGUUGAUUUCUGAUUAUAAUUUACGCUUUGUACAAGUCACCUCUCAUCAAUGAUUAUCUUGCACCCCUUAAUCGACGAUGACUUUGCUGUAUUGAUUAUCAUCACGCCUUAAAAUCCCCUCAUAUUUAACGAGGAACGAGGCUCUUGUUAUGGUAGGGACAGAAAACGGGCAAUAAAAAAUGAAAAUAUUUAUGAUGAGCUAAUACCAACCGUUCGCGUCUACACGGAUAAAUGAUAAAAACAGAACAAUAGAGCAAAGAAAGAAGAAAGAAAAAAAAACCGUUCCCUUACUAGCCAAAUGUCCAGUUACAUAUUUCGUCCAAGUGAUAUAACCAUAUAAUAUUUCUGGCCGCAACAUUUUUUAAAAAGCUCUUAACGAAUGAACUCGGGAGCUGGUCGCAUCACACACAGCGCGGACACACAGAGGAAACAUGUUGAAAUGUAGAAUUGCUGUACACGAAUGAAUAAAAUUCGACUAAUUCAAUGCUAUUCAUUAAGUCGAGUCACAGAGGACCACAUGCAUACCUUUAUAGUAAAUAGUUUUUAUUUCAUCUUAGAAAGAAAACAAAAUGGAAUUUAAUUCUUUUAAAAAACAAGAUGAAAAUAAGGGACCUCAUUUUUUUUCUGUUAAAUCUUUUUGAAGAACAAACUGCUUAAUUGCCUCGGCGAAACAUGACCCACAUUUGUGGGUUUUGCCUCGUUUUCAUCUACAGAUACUAUAUUUUUUUUCUUUCUAAACUCCGUGCAGCUGGCUUGGCGCACGAUGCAACCAGCCCCCAAACGGCGGUAAAUAACUGUACAGUUUUUGACUCUGGAAAUAAUAGCGCGGAUGAAAAGGAGGAGGGUUCGCCGGGAAGAAAUAUAAUAGAAUAUAUAAGAAAAGAAGGAGAGGCGACGGUGUCCAAUCAAUGCCAGUCGGACAGACUGUUGUCGGUAUAGAGCAUAGGCUAAGAGUAAAUAAACGGGCGAUCGUGCCGGUUUGUGAUGUUAUCCCAAUCAGCAAUCUGGGUUAAGUUGUUUCCAAC